Molecule: messenger RNA, 996 nt
Organism: Soboliphyme baturini
Lineage: Eukaryota; Metazoa; Nematoda; Enoplea; Dioctophymatida; Soboliphymatidae
Source: the annotation of a GenBank genome assembly
AUGAUAAAUCAUGACCUAUCUGCUUUCAGCUCGCUUGCCCAUUUGUCAUCAGUCACUGAGUUUGGCAGUGACACCUGUCGCUCGGUCAAAGGCAUGAAUAAAAGACAAGUAAAGCUUUGUCGCCAGAACCUUGAGCACAUGGCGAGCGUGAAAAUGGGUGCCUUCAUGUCCGUACUCGAAUGCCAGUUUCAGUUCCGGCAACGACGGUGGAACUGUAGCGUCAUACAGUGUGACUUUGAUGUACUAUUUUCAGGUACGAGGGAGACCGCGUUUGUACAUGCAAUUUCGGCUGCGGGCGUUGCCCACACGGUCACCAAGGACUGUAGCAGCGGAAAACUGGAGAAAUGCGGCUGUGAUCGAAGCAUAAGCGGGUUCAGCCAACAAGGCUUUCAGUGGGCUGGCUGUUCAGACAAUAUCCAUUACGGAACCGCAUUUUCACGUCAGUUUGUUGACGCUCACGAACGACGGAAAAAGCGGCAUCUGGAUCGCAUCCUCAUGAACCUGCAUAACAAUGAGGCAGGGAGGAAGAGCAUCGAAAAGAACAUGCGGAUCCAGUGUAAAUGCCACGGCGUUUCCGGAUCAUGCGAACUUAAGACGUGUUGGCAAGCGAUGCCGCCGUUCCGAGAAAUCGGCUAUAUUCUGAAAGAGAAAUUUGACGGUGCCACCGAGGUGAAACUCGCUUUGUUUAAUAGUCGCCAUUCACUUGUGCCCUCCAAUAGUCAAUUUAAGCCUCACACCGUCGAAGACUUGGUCUAUUUGCAUGAGUCCCCGGAUUACUGUGUUUCGAACAAUGCCACGGGCACCGUGGGCACUCAGGGACGAGUGUGCAACAGAACCUCAAAGGGAAUCGACGGCUGCGAACUGCUGUGCUGCGGUCGCGGCUACACGACCCGAAUCGAAAAACGCAUCGAACGGUGCCAGUGCAAAUUUCACUGGUGCUGCUACGUGAAAUGCAAACAGUGCGUGCAAACCGUCGAAGUCAACAUAUGUGCAUGA